Molecule: messenger RNA, 1847 nt
Organism: Drosophila navojoa
Lineage: Eukaryota; Metazoa; Arthropoda; Insecta; Diptera; Drosophilidae
Gene: Cyp6g2
Product: Cytochrome P450 6g2
Biological process (GO): response to DDT; insecticide catabolic process
Molecular function (GO): oxidoreductase activity, acting on paired donors, with incorporation or reduction of molecular oxygen; iron ion binding; monooxygenase activity
Source: RefSeq, a predicted model, not a curated record
GUGAGAAUGACGCUUGGCACAGCGCUGCUUCUGCUCAUCUGUAUCCUGAUCUGUGGAUAUUACUACCUGAGACACCACUAUGCCUAUUGGAUAGUGCGCGGCGUGCCUGAGCUGCGUUCUCGGCUGUUUGUGGGCAACCUGGGCGGGCUGCUGAGCAUGCGUAGCAGUCCGGCGGAUUUCAUUGGCGAGAUGUACAAUCAUCCGGAUGCGCAGGAUAAGCCCUUUGUGGGCAUUCAUGUGUUCUAUAAGCCAGCGCUGCUCCUGCGCGAUCCGGAGCUGAUCAAGCGAAUCAUGGUCAAGGACUUUGCGAAGUUCAGCAAUCGCUACUCGAAUUCGGAUUACAAAGGCGAUCCGUUGGGCUCGCAGAAUAUAUUCUUUCUGAAGAAUCCGGCCUGGAAGGAGGUGCGCCUGAAGCUGUCGCCAUUCUUCACCAGCAAUCGGCUGAAGAACAUGUAUCCGCUGAUCGAUGAGGUCGGCCGCAAUCUGGAUGCGUAUCUCCGCCAGCAGCCGCUGCACAAUGAACGGAUGCGCUGCUUCGAUCUGGAGGCCAAGGAGCUGUGCGCUCUCUUCACCACGGAUGUGAUUGCCACGGUGGCCUACGGCAUCCAGGCGAACAGUUUCACCCAUCCGAAUGGCGAGUUCCGUCGACACGGCCGGGCGGUCUUUCAGUUCAGCCUGAAGCGUGCGGCUGAGUUCACGUUGGUCUUCUUCUUGCCACAGCUGGUGCCCUACUUCGGCUUCAAGGUGGUGCCCGCUGAGUCCGCCAAAUUCCUGCGCGACACCAUCACCUAUGUCAUGGCAGAGCGCGAGAAGUCCCAGAAGACCCGCAACGAUCUAAUCGAUCUGCUAAUUGACUUCAAGCGCAGCACUCGGGACUCCAAAUUCGUGUUCGAUGGCGACAUUCUGGUGGCCCAGGCUGUGCUCUUCUUUACCGCCGGCUUCGAGUCCUCCUCGUCGACCAUGGCCUUCGCCAUGUACGAGCUGGCCAAGCAUCCGGAGGUGCAGCAGCGCCUGAGAGCUGAGAUCAAACAGGCUCUCAUUGCCAGCGGAGGCUGUGUCAACCAGCAGCUGAUCGAGUCCCUGGAAUAUAUGCAAAUGAUACUGCAGGAGGUGCUACGCAUGUAUCCUCCACUGCCCUUUCUCGAUCGCGAGUGCACCAGCGACGAGGGCUACUCCCUGGCGCCCUUCCACAAGUUCUGCGUGCCCAAGGGCAUGCCCGUGUAUAUACCAGCUUACGCCUUGCAUAUUGAUCCGCAGUACUACCCACAGCCGAGGCAAUUUCAGCCGGAACGCUUCUCCUCGAGCAACCGGAAGCAGCAUAUUCCGUAUACGUACAUGCCCUUUGGCCUGGGUCCGCAUGGAUGCAUUGGCGAGCGCUAUGGCUACCUGCAGGCAAAGGUGGGCUUGGUCUAUGUGUUGCGCAAUCAUUUGGUAACAACAUCGGAGCGAACACCGCGUCGCAUGAAACUGGACGCGAAGGCAAUAAUACUACAGGCCGAUGGGGGCAUCAAUUUGAGACUUGUGCGCGAUCCCCUGGGCGUUUGAAUAGAACUCACUUGAACUUCAGAAAUGGGGAAAACUCGCUGGAUAGUAGUCGUAUAGUUCACCUGUCAGCAACUCACGUAGCACUAAGCUUUCAUUUCGCGUGUCUUCGCAUUUUAAAUUGUUCAAGACGAGCAUUCGAACUUCAAAAUGCAUUUUGAUUGCCUCCGAUACUUGCGUGUCGCUGCGAAAGUUGCGAGAGGUGCAACUGAUAAUCAAAUCAUACUACUGCGACACUCUACAAAUCUCCAAAUUAAUAAGGGCCGACCUUUGCUCAAAUUGUCAUUGGUGCAAAAAAAAAAAAA